This is a messenger RNA of Perkinsus marinus ATCC 50983, 759 nucleotides long. Its product is annotated as amino acid transporter, putative. Gene Ontology annotation, biological process: amino acid transmembrane transport. Gene Ontology annotation, molecular function: amino acid transmembrane transporter activity. Bases 1 to 759 code for a protein of 252 amino acids. The transcript has a single exon. The record is from RefSeq and is a predicted model, not a curated record. NCBI's taxonomy places the organism in Eukaryota, Perkinsozoa, Perkinsida, Perkinsidae.
AUGGUUGGCCUUAUCAGUCUGGUCUACGUUGUCAUUCUAGGAAUUGUUUACUGUGAUUGCUCUAAGACCGAUGAGAACACAACAGUUUGGCCUCCAGCUAACUUCUGGACGGUAAUGGGUGUUCUACCUAUCAUUAUCAUGUCCUUCGGAUGUCAUAUGAAUGCUUUCCUUGUUACUGAUGAUCUUAAGAAUCGAACACAAAAGCGUGUGGACAUAGUUUCAACCGCCGCUAUUUCUACAGCCAUAGUUAUCUUCAUACCGGCAAUGGUGUUUCCCUACAUAACUUUUGGCUACGACGUCGAAGCUCUUAGUUUACAGAACCUUAGUGUUAACUAUAUUCCUGUACAAAUUGGAUAUGUGGCUCUAGCAGUAUCGGAAGUAUGCUCUUUCCCAUUACAAGUGUUCCCUUGUCGGAGGUCUCUCACAGUCCUGCUAACACGAGGGCGUGAAUUGAAGCCUGCGGCUGAGCUGAAGCUGAGGGUCAUUCUUACUGUGUGUAUAGUACUGAUCAGUCUCGUGGUGGCUAUCUUCGUGAAUUCUCUCGGAGUGACCUUCUCACUGUUGGGCCUUAUUGGUGGUGAUUGUACGAGUUUCAUUAUGCCAUGUUAUCUCUAUUGUAUGCUUACUCGUAAUGAUAUCGAAUCAGAAGGACGAGUUAGGUGGUAUUUAUCUGCUGCAAUCUUCGUCAUUGGCCUUGUAUUGGUCCCUAUAUGCCUCUAUGGAAUCAUCUAUACCGACAUUCUCCAUCCUGGAAGUUGA